Molecule: messenger RNA, 29487 nt
Organism: Indicator indicator
Lineage: Eukaryota; Metazoa; Chordata; Aves; Piciformes; Indicatoridae
Gene: OBSCN
Product: obscurin, cytoskeletal calmodulin and titin-interacting RhoGEF
Exons: 117
Biological process (GO): protein phosphorylation
Molecular function (GO): protein kinase activity; ATP binding; protein binding
Source: RefSeq, a predicted model, not a curated record
AUGGAUUACAGCUCGUUCAGUGGAGUCCCCAGGUUCUUGACCCGGCCUAAGGCGUUUAUGGUGUCAGUGGGGAAGGAUGCCACCUUGAGCUGCCAGAUCGUUGGAAACCCCAUCCCAGUUGUGAGCUGGGAAAAGGAUAAACUUCCAGUGCAGUCUGGGGGAAGGUUUAAAACCACAGAAGAUGGAGAUCUCUAUAGGCUAACAAUCUAUGACCUGAGCUUGGAGGACAGCGGCCAAUACAUCUGCCGGGCCAAGAACACCAUCGGGGAAGCUUUUGCUGCUGUCAGCAUCAAAGUUGGAGAGGAGACCACGGUGACUGAGUCAGCUCCGUACUUCAUCCAGAAACCCUCCUCCAUCAAAGUCACGCUGGGAGAAGACGCCAUGUUCAAGUGCAAGGUGCAGGGCAGCCCUCCCCUCUCAGUGAACUGGGAGAAGGACGGCAGGUACCUGCGGAACCGCGCCGACGCCGGCCGCUUCCAGAUCGAGUCUGCCGGGGAGUCCAACGCUCUCACCAUCCAGUGCGCCCGGCUGGGGGACAGCGGCACCUACACCUGCCGGGCAGAGAACCUCCUCGGCGCUGCCAGCGCUUCGGCCGCGCUGGUGGUGGAGACGCAGAGCCCCUCCAACCCGGGCAGCAGCGCGCGGUUGGAUGGCAGCUGUGGCAAGACGGCCUCCUUGCUGUCCCACUUGCAGAAGAGGCGGGAGGAGAUCAGGAGGAUGGAUGUCUCCCACGGGAAUCUCGACUCAAUGUCCACCCACCCUUACUCCACGGCGGAAGGGCUGUCUGGCAUGGGCUAUGCCUUGUCCCGGGACUACGAGAGGGCAGCCAAAGGGGGUCGCAAUGCCACCCUCGGCACCUUGACUCGCACCUGCAGCGUGACGGAGGGCAAGCACGCCAAGCUCAGCUGCUACGUGACUGGAGAGCCCAAGCCUGAGAUCGUGUGGAAGAAGGACAACCAGGUGAUUCUGGAAGGGCGGCGCCACGUCAUCUACGAGGACGACCAGGAGAACUUCGUGCUGAAGAUCCUCUUCUGCAAGCAGGUGGACAAUGGCCUCUACACCUGCACCGCCUCCAACCUGGCAGGCCAGACCUACAGCUCCGUCCUUGUCACCGUCAAAGAACCCUCAAUACCCUUCAAGAAAAAGCUGACAGAUCUUGAAGUGAGGGAGAAGGAAUCUGCCACCUUCCAAUGUGAAGUGCCUGUUCCUAGCACAGAGACAGCUUGGUUCAAGGAGGAAACCAAACUCAGGCAGAGCAAGAAAUACAACAUCGAAGAGGAGGGCACCUAUCGCCGGCUCACCGUCCAGGACGUCACUGCAGAUGAUGAUGCUGUCUACAUCUGUGAGAUGAAGGAAGGCAGCAGGACCAUUGCAGAGUUGUCUGUCCAAGGAAACAUCAUCAAAAAGCUGCCCCGGAAGACUGCAGUCUUUGUGAAGGACACAGCCAUCUUCUGUGUGGAGCUGGACAGCGACUGCCAGGACGUCCACUGGCUGAAGAACAAGGAAGAGGUGAAAGCCGGAGACCGCAUCUCCAUCACGCGCUGCGGCAAGCGGCACACCAUGACCAUCCGGGAGUGCAGGAUGGAGGAUGCUGGUGAGAUUGCCUUCCUGGCUGAGGAGAGCAGGACUACCACCCAGUUCACUGUGACCACUCCCAAAAAGCCACCCAGCCAAGCCCCAGCUGACCCUGUGGUGAAAAAUAAAACAGAAACCUCAGUGACACUAGCAUGGUCCCCUCCGAAGACAGACCGUCCCAUCCCCAUCGACGGCUACGUCGUGGAGCGCAAGAAGCUGACUGGCUUCACCUGGGUGAGGUGCCACGAGGCUCCUGUCCCUCUCCCUGAGCUCACAGUCAGCAACCUGGCAGAAGAGGCUGACUAUCAGUUCAGAGUGUCUGCUGUCAACACCUAUGGACAGAGCCCCUACUUGGAGUUCCCAGGGAGCAUCCACCUUGAACCAGUCCUGGCUGUGAAAUGUCCCCUGACAACCAUUGAAGCUGUACCUGGUGGUGAUGCUGUGUUUACUGUCGACCUUACAAAGACCUGUUCUGGCAAUUGGUACCUUAAUGGUAAAGUCCUACAGGAAAGUGAGACCUGCAUGAUGAAGAGAAUCCAAACUACUCACACUCUAAUCAUAAAGAAUGUCACCAAGAACCAUGAUGGAGCUGAAGUGAAAUUUGUUGCAGAUAACAUUGACAGCAGCACCAAGAUGAGAGUGAAAGGUGCUGCAGUGAGAUUUACCAACAAGAGCAGAGAUGUAGAAAAGGUCUCUGCCAGGCUGCGGGAGGAAGCCAAACUUCUGGCUGAGCUUUCAGACACAGAAGCUGCUGUGAAGUGGAUGAAGGAUGGGAAAGAGCUCAAGGCCAGUGACAAAUAUGAGCUUCAAACUGUGGGGAAGAAACAUAUCCUGAAAAUCCACAACACUGCAGCAGAGGAUGCUGGAGUUUAUGAGUGCACCUGUGAAGGGGAUAAAAUGGUCUAUCAGCUUACAGUGAAAGCACUUGCAACCUUCAUAAACAAAGAGAAAAGUGGAGGAAUUGUCAGGGCUGUCACUGGAAAACAGGCUGAAUUUAUUUCUGAGACCUCUGAGGCCAACAUCAUGGUUAAGUGGUACAAAGAUGGCAAAGAGAUCAAAGCCAGCAAGAAAUUCACUGUGGAAGAUAAAGGAAGGUUGCACAAGCUUGUGGCUUCAGCUGUGACAAAAGAAGAUGAAGGAACAUACACGUGCAAAAUAGGAGAUGACACUCUUACUUUUGAUUUAAAAGUCUCAGAUGAAGCUGUUCAUUUUGUCAACAAGCCCAAAAUGCCUCCAGAGGUGUCAGUCAGUCCUUCUGAAACCCUGGAGCUGGUGUGUGAGGUGUCAGCUGCGAGUGGAGCUGUGGUGUGGAAGAAGGAUCACACCGAGGUGAAGCAGGACCAGAGGACAUCAGUCGUCUCCCAGGGGACACACCGCAAGCUCAUCGUCAAGAAGGUGACACAACAAGACCAAGGGAGCUACACCUGUGAAACAAAGGAUGACAGAACAACAUUCCAAGUCAAAGUCAAAGAGACAGAAGAUGUGUUUACAAACAAGGACAAGGUACAAAAGGAGGUGAAAGCUGCACUGACACAAAAUGCCACCCUGAGCUGUGAGGUGGCUCAGGAGAAGACUGAGGUGAAAUGGUACAAGGAAGGGAAACUGCUCACUGCCAGCAAGAAGUUCAAGGUGGAGGCAGAGGGCAAAUCUCGUUGUCUGGUGGUGAGUCAGUUGGAGAAGAAAGAUGCUGGGGAGUACACCUGUGAGGCUGCUGGCCAGAAACUGACCUUCAGGAUUGAUGUCACAGAAGCAGAAGAUGCAUUUAUCAACAAGGAAAAAGUGCAGAAAGAGGUGAAAGCAGCACUGUCAGAAAACACCACCCUGAGCUGUGAGGUGGCCCAGGAGAAGACUGAGGUGAAAUGGUACAAGGAAGGGAAACUGCUCACUGCCAGCAAGAAGUUCAAGGUGGAGGCAGAGGGCAAAUCUCGUCGUCUGGUGGUGAGUCAGUUGGAGAAGAAAGAUGCUGGGGAGUACACCUGUGAGGCUGCUGGCCAGAAGCUGACCUUCAAGAUAGUUGUCACAGAGGCAGAAGAUGCAUUUGUCAACAAGGAGAAGGUGCAGAAAGAGGUCAAAGCUGCACUAUCAGAAAAUGCCACCCUGAGCUGUGAGGUGGCCCAGGAGAAGACUGAGGUGAAAUGGUACAAGGAAGGGAAACUGCUCACUGCCAGCAAGAAGCUCAAGGUGGAGGCAGAGGGCAAAUCUCGUCGUCUGGUGGUGAGUCAGUUGGAGAAGAAAGAUGCUGGGGAGUACACCUGUGAGGCUGCUGGCCAGAAGCUGACCUUCAGGAUUGAUGUCACAGAGGCAGAAGAUGCUUUCAUCAACAAAGAGAAGGUGAAGAAGGAGGUCAAAGCUGCACUGUCAGAAAAUGCCACCCUGAGCUGUGAGGUGGCUCAGGAGAAGACUGAGGUGAAAUGGUACAAGGAAGGGAAACUGCUCACUGCCAGCAAGAAGUUCAAGGUGGAGGCAGAGGGCAAAUCUCGUCGUCUGGUGGUGAGUCAGCUGGAGAAGAAAGAUGCUGGGGAGUACACCUGUGAGGCUGCUGGCCAGAAGCUGACCUUCAAGAUAGUUGUCACAGACACUCAGAAUUUCUCUCUCUUUUCAGAGCCAGAAGUUGUCUUUACAAACAAGGAGAAAGUGCAGAAAGAGGUCAAAGCUGCACUAUCAGAAAAUGCCACCCUGAGCUGUGAGGUGGCCCAGGAGAAGACUGAGGUGAAAUGGUACAAGGAAGGGAAACUGCUCACUGCCAGCAAGAAGUUCAAGGUGGAGGCAGAGGGCAAAUCUCGUCGUCUGGUGGUGAGUCAGCUGGAGAAGAAAGAUGCUGGGGAGUACACCUGUGAGGCUGCUGGCCAGAAGCUGACCUUCAGGAUUGAUGUCACAGAGCCCAAACCUGCCUUUAUCAACCAGGAAAAGGUCCAGAAAGAGGUGAAUGCUGUCCUGACAGAAAGUGCCACCCUCAGCUGUGAGGUGGCAGAGGACACAACCGAAGUGAGAUGGUUCAAGGAUGGCAAACUGCUGGUUUCCUGCAGAAAAUUCAAAGUAGAAAGCGUGGGCAAAACCCGGCGCCUGGUGGUAGAGCAGCUGGAGAAGAGAGAUGCUGGAGAAUACAUCUGUGAAGCUGCAGGCCAGAAGCUCACCUUCAAGUUGGAGCCAACUGAACCAGAGGCUAAGUUUGAGAAGAAAGCUGUCCAGAAAGAGCCUCUUGUUGUUGAAGAAUAUGAAAGCAUCACACUGACGACCUCAGUAACGCCUGAAACCGCUGCAGUGAAGUGGCUCAAGGAUGGAACAGAAAUCAAGGCGAGCAAGAAAUAUGUGAUUAAGAGUGAGGGGGCAUCCAGGACCCUGACAAUCAACCUGGCUGAGGGCACAGACACUGCUGUCUACACCUGCCAGACAAAGAAUGACAAGCAGGAAUUCAAAGUACAGGUGAAAGAAAUCCCAGUGAAGUUUACCAAGAAACUAGAGGCUGUUAAUGCUGAGAUUGGAGGAAGCAUCUCCUUGAGCUGUGCCGUUAGCCACACCAAGGGGAAGGUAGUGUGGCGCAGGAACGGUGUGGAGAUCCGAGCCGGCAAACGCUUCCAGAUCCAGGAGGAGGGACUCAAACGGAUCCUGACGAUAACCGGGAUCCGGGCUGAGGACGAGGGGGAGUACUCCUGCGAGUCCAGGGAUGACAAGAGCUGCCUUACCAUCACCCCCAAACCUCCCAGAGUGGUGAAAUUCGUUACGAGUCUCAACAGCGUGGUCUCUGAAGAAGGAAAAGAGGCUGUCUUCAAGUGCACUGUCUCUCCCAGUGAUGCUGUGGUCACCUGGCUCAGGAAUGGAGUCAAGAUUGAAGCCAGCAAGAAGUAUGUGAUCUCACAGAAGGACACCAACCACAGCCUCACCAUCACUGACCUGACGCUGGAAGAUGCAGCUGAAAUCUCCGCCAGUGCUGAAGGUGUAGAAAGCACAGCCAACCUCAGAGUCCGAGAGGCCUCAAUCUCAUUCAAGAAGAAACUGGAGCCCAGAACAGUUGAAGAAAGAGACACAGUGACCUUAGAGGUAGAGCUGACCAAGCCUGCAGAGGUGAAGUGGAUGAGGAACAGCGUUGUACUGAAGCCCAGUGAAAAAGUAGAGAUCAAAGCUGAGGGAACAAAGCACACCUUGGUGAUCAGGGACAUCUCCUUUGCAGACAGGGGCUUCUACUGCUGUGAGAGUCCUGAUGACAAGACCCAGGCCAAGAUCAAUGUGGAAAUGAGGCAGAUCAAGCUGGUGAAAGGUCUUCAGCCCCUCCAAGUGUCUGAGAAAGGGACUGUCACCUUUGAGGUGGAGGUGUCACACGAGGACGUGGAAGGGACAUGGCAGAAGGAUGGCGUUCGGCUGAAGCCUUCACCCAACAUCAGUAUUGGUGCUCAGGGGAAGAAGCACUCACUGACUCUUUCCUCUGUGACUCUUGAAGAUGCAGGACUCAUCUCAUUCAGAGCAGAAGGCAUUCAUUCCUCAGGGAAGCUCACUGUGACAGAAUUGCCUGUGAGAAUCAGCAAACCUUUGACAGACAUCAAUGCAACUCAGAAGGACAAGGUCACAUUGGAGUGUGAACUGUCCAGGCCCAAUGCAGAUGUUAAGUGGUUCAAGGAUGGGAAGCAGCUCCAGCCAAGUCAACAAGUGGGGAUUGCUUCCCAAGGAAAUAAGAGAAGCCUCAUUAUUCACAAGUGUGAAUAUGAAGACCAGGGGACCUACACGUGUCAAGUAGCUGAAGACAAGACAUCAGCUACACUAAAGAUCCAUGCCCGAGACAUCAAGAUUGUCAAACCACUGGAAGAUGUGGAAGUGAAUGAAUAUGAGAGUGCAUCUUUUGUCUGUGAAAUUUCACAUGAUGAGGUCCAGACCCAGUGGUACAAAAAUGACAACAAGCUGAAGGCUGCUGACAACAUUAGAAUGCGUCAAGAUGGCAAGACCUAUUCACUGACUUACACACGUGUCCAAGUCCAAGAUGCUGCAGAGAUCAAAUUUGUAGCAGAAAAGGCAGAGUCUCGUGCCCAGCUUACUGUGAAAGAGCUGCCUGUGAAAAUCGUGAAGCCGCUGCGGGAUAAGAUCGCCCUUGAAAAGCACCGGGGGUUCCUGGAGUGCCAGGUGUCUCGUGCCAAUGCCCAGGUCAGGUGGUACAAAAAGGAUGUGGAAAUUCACCCCAGUGACAAAUACGAAAUGGUAAGCGACGGAGUCUAUCGGAAACUCAUCAUCAACGACGCGGGCUAUGAAGAUGAGGACACCUACACAUGUGAUGCCUUGGAUGACAAGAGCAGUGCCAGUUUCUUUGUUGAAGAGCAAUCCAUCAGUAUCAUAAAGGAGUUGUGUGACGAGGAUGUGACUGAGCCUGAAGAGGCCACGUUUGAAUGUGAGAUAUCCAUUCCGUCUGUGAAACCUCCCAAAUGGUUUCUACGUGGAGAAGCCUUGCAGGCUGGCAGAAACAUUAUCAUGCAUCAAGAAGGCACCAUCCACAGGAUGACCAUAGUAAAAACCAGUGCCAGCAUGACAGGCACCGUUCAGUUCUCCAUUGGCAAAUCGAAAUCCACAGCAAACCUACUCGUCAGAGAUUGCCACAUACAGAUCACCAGGAAGCUGGAGGACAAGACAGCUCUGGAGCGCCAUUCGGUCAUCUUGUCCUGUGACUUCAGGCCUUCUCCAAAGGUUGUGAGGUGGUUCAAGGACCACACCCCCAUUGAGCCCUCUGAGAAGUACAAAAUCAAGCGGGAGCAGCAUUCAGCAGAGCUCAAGAUUUUGAAGGUGAAGCCUGAAGAUGCUGGUGUGUAUAAGUGCAGGGCUGGAAACGCAGAGACUGAAGCCACACUGACUGUUGAAGCCCGCAACGUAGAAGUACUCAAACACCUGCAGGAUGUGGAAAUUGAAGAGGAGAGUUCUGCUGUCUUCUCCUGCGAGCUGUCUCACGAUGAUGAGGAUGUGGAGUGGUUCCUCAAUGGCACCCUCCUUUAUACCAACAAUUUCAAUGACAUCAGGAAUGUUGGCAACUGCUACAUGCUGACAAUGAAGCAGGUCAAGCCUGAAGAUGCUGGCACAGUGACAAUGAAGUCAGACAAGGUGUCGGAGAGCGUGCGCCUGAAGGUGAUAGAGAAGCCUGCUGUCUUCAUGAAGGCCUUGGAUGAUGUCUUUGGUGAGGAGCGUGGUGUGAUUAAACUGGAGUGUGAAGUCUCCAAAGAAAAGGUCAAACCUGUCUGGAAAAAAGAUGGUGAGAAGAUCACUCCUGGUACCAAGUAUGAGCAGAUACAGACUGGGAAGACCCUGUGCCUCCUUAUCCAUGACCUAGAAAAGACAGAUGCAGGUUUAUACACCUGUGAUAUUGGCACUGAUGUUGCCAAGUCCAAGGUCAGCGUCCAGGAGCUGAACAUUGGCAUCACCAAACGCUUGAAGAACACAGAAAUCCAGGAGGGAGAAGAUUGCACUUUUGAGUGUAUUUUGUCCCAUGAAAGCAUUGAUGACUUCAACUGGACACUGAAUGGGAGCAAAGUGGAAAGUGGAGGGCGAUUUAAAGCCUCCAACAUGGGUCGGAAAUAUACACUUCACAUCAGAAAUGUGGUGUGUGGUGAUGCUGGGGAAGUCAUUUUCACUGCCCGUGGUCUAACCUCCAAGGCUUCUCUGGUUGUGAAAGAAAAACCUACUGAGGUUAUAAAGCAGCUGGAGGAUAAAACAUCAGCAGCAGGACAGGACAUCAGCCUGAGCUGUGAAUUGUCAAAGCCUGAUGCAACCAUCAGGUGGUACAAGGACGGCAAAGCGAUCCGAAAAAGCCAGAAGUAUGACUUGCAGCAAGAGGGCACAAGAGCCACUCUGAUCAUCCAUGAUUCCACAGUCAAGGACAGUGGGGAAUACACCUGUGAGACAGAGUUCUCUAAAACAAAAGCCAGGAUCACAGUGCAAGAAAAACCCAAUUAUUUUGUCAAGGAACUUUCAGAUCUGAAAGCUGAUGAAAGUGGAACUGCAGUUUUUAUGUGCCAGAGCGAGAGAGCUGCAUCCUCUGUGGUCUGGAGGAAAGGCAUUGCUGAACUCAGGGCUAGCAGGAAAUAUGAGAUCACACAGAAAGGACAAGUGCUCCAGCUGACCAUAAAUAACCUGGAGAAAAGUGACAGUGACACUUACACCUGUGACAUUGGUGAUGCCCAGUCCAGAGCCAAGCUUGUUGUGCAAGGCCAGAAAGUGCUAAUAACAGAAGACCUGGAAGAUGUCACUGUGUUAGAAGGAGAAUCUGCCAUGUUCAAAUGCAGAAUCUCUCCUGUAGACUAUAGCAGAGUGCAGUGGUUUUUGGAUAAAACCCCUCUCCAUACCAAUGAACUUAAUGAGAUCCAGUUUCAGCCUGGUGGAUAUCACUUGCUAACGCUGAAAAAGCUCUCACUGAAGGACUCGGGGGUCAUUACAUUUGAAGCUGGUGAUAAGAAAACAUCUGCCAGUUUGGUGGUUAAAGAAAUGCCAGUUCUUUUCAAGCAAGAGCUCCAGAAUGAAGAAGCUAAAGAAGGAAAACAAGUCAAGCUGACCUGUGAGCUCAGCAAACCUGGCACCCCAGUGAAAUGGAUGAAAGGAGACACUGUUCUCUAUGCCAGUGAGAAGUAUGAAUUCAAGCAGCAUGGUACUGUGGCAGAGCUCAUCAUUCGAGAUGUCAAGUCAGUAGAUGCUGGGGACUACACCUGCACUGCUGGGGAGCUGAAGACUACAGCUCGGGUCAAAGUAAACGCUGUACCUGUCCUCUUCAAACAAGCCCUGGAGAACACCACCACAGAAGAAGGGAAAUCUGUCUCCUUGCGCUGCGAACUCACAAAAGCUGAUGCCACUGUGGUGUGGAAGAAGGGAGAAGCCACGCUCCAGGCAAGUGCCAAAUAUGAAAUGAAGCAGAAGGGGACAGUGGCAGAGCUGGUGAUUCAUAAUGCAGAGCCAGAAGAUGCGGGAAGAUACACCUGUGACACUGGAGACCAGCAGACCUCAGCCCAAGUCAAAAUCCAUGCCGCCUCUGUGCUCAUCGAGGAAGAACUGAAGAGUGUUGAAGCUGUGGAAGGUGGGACAGCCACCCUGCAAUGCCAGCUGAGCAGAGAGGCCCCUGUAGAGUGGAGGAAGGGCCAUGCUCUUCUUCGGCCAAGUAGCAAGUACAGGAUGAGGCAGGAGGGCAAGGUGGCUGAGCUGCUGAUCCGCGAUCUGGAGCCAAAGGAUGCUGGAGACUAUACUUGUGUAGUGGGGAACCAAAAAUCCACAGCAGCCCUGGCAGUGAAUGCCCUGCCGAUCCGUUUCAAGAGGGAGCUGAAGAACGAGGAAGCCACGGAGAGCGGAACGGCCACGCUGCAGUGCGAGCUGAGCCAGGCAGGGGGCUCGCUGGAGUGGAGGAAGGAUGGGGAGGUGCUGACGCCAAGCAGCAAGUACAAAAUGAGACGGGAAGGGCGUUUCGUUGAGCUGGUUAUCCAAGACCUAGACUUAACGGAUGCUGGGAGCUAUACCUGCAUGUGUGGAGACCAGAAGACAACAGCUGCUUUGAAAGUGAAUGCCUUGCCCAUCCUCUUCCAAGAAGAACUGUUGAACAAGGAAGCUACAGAGGGUGAGGCAGUCACUUUGCACUGCAAACUGAGCAAACCGGCGCAGGUCGAGUGGAGAAAGGGGAAUAAGGUCCUCAGGCCAAGUGACAAAUACAAGAUAGAGCAGGAGGGUCCCUUUGUGGAGCUGACCAUCCAGGAUUUGGAUCUGGCAGAUGCUGGUGAUUACAGCUGUGUGUGUGGAGAUCAGCAGACUGCAGCUGCCUUGACAGUAAAUGUCCUGCCUGCUCUUUUCACCAAAGCACUGACAGAUGAAGAAGCCACAGAAGGUAAAAGUGUCUCUCUGUGCUGUGAGCUGAACAAGGCUGCUGCUAAUGUGGAGUGGAAGAAGGGGUUCAAGACCCUCAGAUCAAGUGACAAGUACAAAAUGAAACGGGAAGGAGUCACAGCUGAGCUUACAAUCCAAAAUCUAGACGUGACGGAUGCUGGGAAUUAUUCCUGCGUAUGUGGAGACCAGCAGACCACGGCAGUGCUGACAGUGCAUGCUUUGCCUGCCUUUUUCAAAGAAGGAUUGAAGAACAGAGAAGCCACAGAUGGUGGAACAGCCACUCUGCACUGUGAGCUGAGCAAGGUUGGUGUCCCAGUGGAGUGGAAAAAAGGGGACAAGACGCUCAGACCAAGCGAUAAGUACAGGAUGAGGCAAGAAGAUACUGCUGCAGAGUUGCUGAUCCGAGACCUGGAGGUAGAAGACACAGGAGAAUAUACCUGUGUGUGUGGAGACCAGAAGACCUCAGCUGUCUUGACGGUGCAUGCUUUGCCUGCACAGUUCAAAAAAGAACUUGUCAAUGUGGAAGCCACAGAGAGCGGGGCAGCUGUUCUGCAGUGUGAGCUAACUAAAACCACUCCAGUGGAGUGGAGAAAAGGGCAAAAGGUGCUCAAGCCUAGUGAGAAGUACAAAAUGAGGCUGAAGGAUACCACUGCUGAGCUGACAAUCCACAGCCUGGAGGAACAAGAUGCUGGAGAUUACACAUGUGUGUGUGGAGACAAGAUGACUACUGCAUCCCUGACAGUGCAUGCCCUUCCUCCACACUUUAUACAAGAGCUGAAGAACGUGGAAGCCACAGAAAAAGGCAUGGCCACUUUCUGCUGUGAGUUGAACAAGCCCUCAGCUACUGUUGAAUGGAGGAAAGGAGACAGAGCCCUGGAACCAAAUGACAGAUUCACCAUGAGAUGUGAGGGCACAAAUGCUGAGCUGGUGAUCCAUGAUUUAGAUCUGACAGAUGCUGGAGAUUACACAUGCUGUUAUGGAGACCAGAAAACCACUGCUGCACUAAAAGUGAAUGCCUUGCCUGCACACUUCAAGAAAGAGCUGCAGAACGAAGAAGCCUCAGAGGGUGAGACAGCCACACUACAAUGUGAGCUCUCUAGGGCUGCCUCUGUGGAGUGGAAAAAGAAACACAAAAUGCUCAAAGCAAGUGAAAAAUAUACUAUGAGACAGGAGGGUACUACAGCACAGCUGCUGAUCCAUGCUUUAGAUGUCAAGGAUGCUGGGGAGUAUACCUGUGUGUGUGGAGAUGUGAAGACCACUGCAGCACUGACAGUGCAUGCCCUUCCUGCUCUCUUCAAAGAAGAGUUAAGAAGCGAGGAAGCCACAGAAGGUGAAGCAGUGACUCUGCGCUGUGAGCUGACCAAGGCUGCAUCAGUGGAGUGGAAAAAGGGACACACAGUGCUCAGACCUAGUGAGAAAUACAAAAUGAGGCAGAAGGAUGUGAUAGCAGAUCUGGUGAUCCAUAAUGUAGAUGAGAAUGAUGCUGGUGAUUAUACCUGCGUGUGUGGGGAUAAGCAGUCCACAGCUUCCUUGGCAGUACAUGUGCUGCCUGCAUGCAUCAAGGAGAGGCUGAAGAACGAGGAGGUGACAGAAGGUCAAGCAGCCACUCUGUGCUGUGAGCUGACAAAGGUUGCUCAAGUAGAGUGGAGAAAGGGAAGCAGGCUGCUCAAAGCCAGUGACAAAUACAAAAUGAGACAGGAGGGCACGGUUGUGAAGCUGCUUAUCCAUGAUGCAGAGCUGAAAGAUGCUGGAGAAUACACUUGUGUGUGUGGAGAACAGGAGACAACAGCUGCCUUGACAGUGCAUGCCCUGCCUGCAGUUUUCAAAGAAGAACUGAAGGACCUGCAAGCUGUGGAAAGCCAAACAGCCACUCUGCACUGUGAGCUGAGCAAGGCUGCAGAUGUGUCCUGGAAGAAAGGAAAUCAAAUACUCAGGGCAAGUGGGAAGUACAUCAUGCAGCAGGCUAAUGGCCUUGCUGAGCUGGAAAUCCGAGAUCUAGAGCUGCAGGAUGCAGGAGAUUACACCUGUGUGUGUGGAGACCAACACACCACUGCUUCUCUGACAGUGAAUGCCCUGCCAGUGGUUUUCAUGGAAGAACUGAAGAAUGAGGAAGGCCAAGAAGGAGCAUCAGUCUCUCUGUGUUGUGAAUUAAGCAAAGCAGCUCCAGUGCAGUGGAAAGUAGGGUCUGAAGUGCUCAAAGCAAGUGACAAAUAUGAAAUGAGACAGCCUGCCACCACUGCAGAGCUGAUCAUUCAUGACUUAGAAGUAAAAGAUGCUGGAGAUUACACCUGUGUGUGUGGUGACCAGAAGACAACAGCAAUCUUAACAGUUCAUGCUCUGCCACCACUCUUUAAGGAAGAGCUAAAGGAUAAGGAAGCAGAAGAAGGUGGAGAUGUCACCCUGCACUGUGAGCUCAACAAAGCUGCUCCAGUGGAGUGGCAGAAGGACCAGAGGAUUCUCAAAGCAAGUGGGAAAUACAGCAUGAGGCAGGAAGGGACCAAGGCAGAGCUGGUGAUUCAUGGACUAGCUGAGGAGGAUGCAGGAGACUACACCUGUGUGUGUGGAGAGCACCAGACUACAGCUGUCUUAACAAUCCAGGCUGUGCCUCCAGUUUUCCAAGAAGAAGUGACCAGCAAGGAAGCAGUGGAAGGUGGAACAGCCACUUUGCACUGUGAGCUCAGAAAGGCCUCUGCCUAUGUUCAGUGGAAGAAAGGCAAUCAGGUCCUCACCUCGGGCAACAAGUACAGCAUGAGACAGGAAGGCUGUGCUGUGGAGCUGGUGGUUCAGGAUUUAGACUUGAGUGAUACUGGAGAUUAUACCUGUGUGUGUGGAGACAAGACCACCACAGCCACCUUAACAGUGCAUGCACUGCCUCCAGAAUUCAAGCAAGACCUAAAGGACCUGGAAGCUGUGGAAAGUGGGACAGCUGCUCUGUGCUGUGAGCUGACUAAGCCUGCUGUGGUGGAGUGGAAGAAAGGGCAGAUGGUGCUCAAAGCCAGCAGCAAAUAUAAAAUGAGUCAAGAUGGUGCUGUUGCAAAGCUGAUUAUCCAUGAGCUGGCUGUGGAGGACACUGGAGAUUACACCUGUGUGUGUGGAGAUCAGCAGACAACUGCUGCUUUGACAGUCAAUGCCCUACCAGCACUUUUCAAACAAGAACUGCAGAAUACCGAGGCAGAAGAAGGAGGUACAGCAACACUGAGGUGUGAGCUUACCAAACCCAAGGCUCCAGUAGAGUGGAGGAAAGGAGAUGUUACUCUCUACCCUGGUUUGAAAUAUGAGAUGAAGCAGCAGGGCUCCACUGCUGAGCUGGUGAUUCAUGACUUAGAGGUGGAUGACUCAGGAAGGUACACCUGCGACUCUGGCCAUCAGCAGACAACAGCUGUGGUCACCGUUCAUGCACUGCCUGUCACAUUUAAGCAGCCCCUUGAAAAUAAGGAGUCAGAGGAAGGAAGCACAGCUACAUUCUGCUGUGAGCUGUCAAAACCCAACGUUGCAGUGGAGUGGAGGAAAGGAGGAGUAGGGCUGCAACCCAGCCAAAAAUACGAAAUGAGGCAGAGGGAGUGCCUGGUAGAACUCUUCAUACAUAAUCUCAAGUUAGAAGAUACAGGAGAGUACAGCUGUGACUCUGGGGAUCAGGAAAGCAAGGCAUCUUUAAAUGUGAAAGCUCUGCCAGUUCUUUUCAAAAAGGAGCUCAAAGACGAGGAGGCAGAAGAAGGAGCCUCAGUGAAAUUCCAGUGUGAGCUGACAAAGGAUAAUGCAACAGUGGAGUGGAGGAAAGGCACCAUGGAGCUCUUCCCAUGCUCCAAAUAUGAAAUUAAACUGAGUGGCCACACAGCUGAACUUGUGAUUCAUAAGGUAGAACCAGAAGAUGCCUCUGAUUACACGUGUGACACAGGAGACCAGCAGAGCACAGCAGCCCUCAGAGUGAAUGCCAUCAAACCCCGGCUGAAGCAGCAGCUGAAGAAUGAGGAGGUGGAAGCAGGAGGCACAGCCCAGCUGCGCUGUGAGAUAUCCAUUAGCAAAGCAGAAGUGGAGUGGAGGAAGGACGGAGUCCUGCUGCACUCCAGCUCCAAGUAUGAAAUGAGGCAGGACGGCACCAUCCGUGAGCUGCGUGUCCACCACCUGGAGCCCAGUGAUGCUGGAGAGUAUUCCUGCAAGGCUGGGGAUGAGACCAGCUCUGCAAAACUGACUGUGAAAGAGCCUGACGUGAGCAUCGUGAGUGGCCUGCGGGACAUGAUGGUGUUUGAAGGGGACGAUGUCACCUUCCGGUGCCAGGUCUCUCAUGACAACGCAAGGGAUGUGGAAUGGAAGCUGCAGGAUGUUGCUCUGCAAAAUAAUGAAAUGAAUGAGAUCUCAGUGGAAAAAGGGAAGAUCCACACCCUGACCCUAAGGAAGGUGACUGAGCAGGACAACGGCACCGUCGCUUUCCGAGUGGGACCCCACACCUCAACGGCAGAGCUCACAGUGAAAGUGCCACCUCCAGUCUUUAAGGAGAAAUUACAGAGCAUAGAACUUCAGGAAGAAGAAACAGCCACCCUCUGCUGUGAAGUCUCUCAACCUAAUGCUGCAGUGAAGUGGAAGAAGGGUGCUCAGGUGAUUUCCUCGAGCUCCAAGUAUGAAAUCAGACAGGAGGGAACAAUCCAUACUUUGAAGAUUCAUCACUUAAAACCAGAAGACUCUGGCAAAUACACCUGUGACAAUGGAAAUGAACAAACAACAGCCACCUUAACUGUCAAAGCUUUGCCAGCAAUCUUCACAAAACCACUCCAGAACCAGCAAGCUGAAGAGGGUGGCACCGUCACUCUGAGCUGUGAAAUCUCAAGACCAAAUGCCAGUGUGCAGUGGAGGAAGGCUGGGACAGUGCUGCGACCAAGUGACAAGUACAAGAUGCAUCAAGCUGGGUCGGUGGCUGAGCUGACGAUUCGCAACCUGAGUGCAGCUGAUGCUGGGGAAUACAUGUGUGACACUGGGGACCAGCAAACCACUGCAGCUGUGCUUGUGAAAGAACCAGCAGCAACCAUUGUGGAGAUGCUGAAGGACGUCACUUUGUAUGAGGGAGAAGAUGCAGUGUUUGAAUGCAGGCUGUCCAAGGAAACAACUCAGGAUGCCCAGUGGUUCCUAGGAGAUGUUCCCCUACAAUCCAAUGAAAUGAAUGAGAUCAGAGUCCAAGGGGCACGUCACACUUUGAUCCUGAAGAAGGUGACAUUAGAAGACUGUGGAUCUAUCAGUUUCAAAGUGGGGCAGCACUCUUCAGUAGCACAGCUAAAGGUCCAAGCUCCUCCAGUUGCCUUUGUAAAGACACUCCACAGCUUGGAGCUAGAGGAGGGUGGCACAGCCCAUUUGUCCUGUGAGGUGUCCAAGCCUGGUGUGUCAGUGGAGUGGAAGAAAGGCACAUCUGUGAUCCACUCCAGUCACAAGUGCAGCAUCAAGCAGGAGGGGAAUGUCCACACCUUGGUCAUCCACGACUUGAACCGUGCAGACUCAGGAGAGUACAGCUGCCACACAGCUGAUGGGAAGACCACUGCCAGGCUUGAGGUGAAAGCCCUGCCUGUGCUCUUCAAACACUGGCUGAGAAACGAGGAGGUGGAGGAAGGGCGCACGGCCGUGCUGCGCUGUGAGCUGACCAAAGCCAACGUGCCGGUGGAGUGGAGGAAAGGGGACGUGGUGCUCCAGCCAAGUGACAAGUAUGAGAUCCGGCAGCAGGGGACACAGCUUGAGCUCUUCAUCUAUGAUGUGGAAGCUCAAGAUGCUGGUGACUACACCUGUGACUCAGGGGACCAGCAGACCACCGCGUCCCUGCAAGUCAAAGUACUACCUGUGCUCUUUAGUGAAGAGCUGAAAAAUGUAGAGUCUGAAGAAGGGGGCACAGCUGUCUUGCACUGUGAGAUCUCCAAACCGAACGCCCCUGUUGAGUGGAGGAAAGGAGGGGUGGUCAUUCAGCCCAGUGACAAGUACGAGCUGAAGCUGAGAGGCAACGUUGCUGAGCUGAUCAUCCAUGGUGUAGAGCCUGAUGACUGUGGGGAUUAUACCUGUAGCACUGGAUAUGAGAUCACCACAGGUUCUGUGUAUGUGCAAGAAGAAGCAGCAGUCAUAGUUUCUGGUUUAAAGAACACAGAUGUCUUCGUGGGGGAAUCUGCCACGUUCACCUGCGAGCUCUCGCACCCGGGCGUGAGGAACGUGCAGUGGUGGCUCGAUGGAUCUCCCCUGCACAACAACUUUGUGACUGAAAUCUCUGAGCAGGAUGGGAGGAUCCACACUUUAACCCUAAAGGAUGUGGCGUGCCAUGACUCAGGCACUGUCACCUUCCGAGCUGGGUCCCUCAUAUCUUCAGCUAAAUUAUUAGUCAAAGAUCCAACCAUUGAAGUGGUCAGUCCCAUGCAGGACAUAACUGUUGAUGAAGAUGGCACAGCAGAGUUCAUAUGCCAGUAUUCUAGGCCAGUGCACGCCAUAUGGAAGAAAAAUGAUCAGGAAAUACAUGCAGAUGGGCAGCGAGUGAUUAUCGAUCAGGACUGGAAUGUCAGCAUGCUAACAAUUAAAUCUACGGUCCCAGAAGACACUGGCAUCUAUUCUUGUGAAGCUGAAGGCACUAAAGUGAUGGCUACACUUGAUGUUCAAGCCAAGAACAGCAUUGUCCAGGGCUUGGAGAAUGUGGAAGCUGUGGAAGGAGGGGAAGCCCUGUUUGAGUGCUACCUUUCCAAGCCUGAGUGCUACAACUACAACUGGCUGAUUGAUGAUGAACCUGCCAAAACUACAGAGAACACUGAGAUGGUUUACUUUGAGAAUGGACUCAGGCAUAUUCUGCUGCUGAAGAACCUGACUCCCCGGGAUAGCUGCAGGGUGACUUUCAUGUGCAGUGAUGCAGUGACCUCAGCCUUCUUGACAGUGAAAGGAUGGCGCCUUCAGAUCUUGCAGCCUAUUGGAGAUGUGGAGGUCUCUCCAGGGCAGAAAGCUACAUUCAGCUGUGUUCUAAGUGAAGCUGUGCCAGUUAAUGAAGUUACCUGGUACAGCAAUGAUGUUGAGAUCCAGUCAGAUGAGGACUGGGAGGUACAAGCAGAUGGAAACAAAUACACACUUAUUCUUAAAAAAGCCCAACCACAUCAUUCUGGAGAGGUGACCUUUGCUUCCAGGGAAGCAAUUUCAUCAGCCAAGUUAUCUGUGAUAGCCCACCCUGAUCCACCUGAAGAACCAGAAGUUUUAAGUAAGACCAGUCACUCUGUAACUCUGUCUUGGUACAAGCCGUUGAGCGACGGCGGUUCUAACAUCCUAGGCUACAACGUGGAGAGGAAAAUCCCAGGUCUUGGCUGGCAGUCCUGCAGCAAGGGCAUUAUUCCAAAUAUGGAGUUUGUGGUGGACAAUCUCAGCCCAGGUGAACCCUACAGAUUUCGAGUCUCGGCUGUAAACAAAGUGGGGGCCAGCGAGGCAGUGCACUUCCCUCAGAUGGUGCUGCUAGAGCCCUCAGUUACAGUCAGCAGUCCCUUGGUGGGAGGAUCAGUCACAGAGGGGGAGGUGGCUCGCUUGGAGUGCAUCUUGUCAAGUGAAACUGAAGAGGGAGUGACAUGGUUCAAAGGAAAAGAGCAAAUAAAAGCUGGAGGGAGAUAUGAGAUCCAGUCUGAUGGAACAAAGCAGAUACUCAUUAUUCAUGCCUUUAAACCUGAAGAUCAGGACACAUACACCUGCAUGGUUUCUCCUGAAGUGAAAUCUGUUGCCACCUUGUCUCUUGAAGUUCCCACAGCAGCAAUGCUAAAGGAGAUUGCCAGGGAAGCACCUGCUGCAAGCCAACCAGAAGAGAUGGUGGAUAGCCAUGUCCAGCCCAGCUUACCCCCUGAAGCUGCUCAGGAGGGAGACCUUCACCUCCUGUGGGAAGCCCUGGCCAAGAAACGCCGGAUGAGCAGAGAGCCUACCUUGGAUUCCAUCAGCGAACUGCCUGAAGAGGAUGAGAAGCUUCAGAAGCUGAGGAAGGAGGAAGCAGAGAUGUCUCAUUAUUACUCAGAGGAGUACUCAACGUGUGAUGAGCUGGCUAGGACAGGAGAAGCAGAUUUGUCUUUCACAAGCUCAGAUGAUGAGUCUAGAGCUGGGACUCCUUCACUUGUAAACUACCUCAAGAAAGCUGGGAAGAAAAGUAUCAGUGUGACUAGCAAGGUUCAGUCAGGCAAACUAUGGAAGCAGUGGGAGAAGUCCACCGUGGAGACUGUUGUGGCUGCCCCAGCUGCUAAGCCAGCUGCCCCAGAACUGCCAGAUUUAGAUGACCCUUCCAUGAACAAGGCUGCUGUGAAGAUCCAAGCUGCAUUCAAAGGCUACAAAGUCAGGAAGGAGAUCAAGCAGCAGGAGUGCCCGGUGUUUACUGAGACCUUCAAAGACUUCUCUGGGGAGCCUGGAAGCACUCUCCACCUCGAGUGUGUGGCGCACAGCAAAAGCGACAUGAACGUGCGCUGGCUGAAAGACGGGGAGGAGCUCUCGGAUGGGCGCUACUAUCACAUAGACAGCUACAACGACGGGACCUGCUCGCUGAUCAUCACUGGUCUGGACAAGAAAGACGCAGGCAGAUACACCUGCGAGGCCUCCAAUAAGUUUGGCAAGGUUUCACACAGCGCUAAGGUGGUCGUCGGUGCUCAGGAAGCUCAAGCUCUUCGUAAGGAGAAGCAGGUGAAACAAAGCACCGACAGCGAGACCGAGAGCUCCUCUGGGAGCGAGCUGGAUGAUGCUUUCCGUAGAGCAGGAAGGAGGCUUCACAGACUCUUCAGGGCCCAGAUCUCAACACAGAUCUCCGACGUGGAGGAAGAGCUCUUUGUCAGUGCAGAUGAAGGGGACAUAGAGGUGGUAGACCACCAGACGUACCGUGAGGACGACCAGUACAUCUACAUCAAGUUUGAGGUCUUGGCUGAGGCGGAAAGCGCUGCCACGCGAUUCAGAGAGAUGUUUGGUGCUCUGGGGAUCCCUGUGGAGAUCGACAUUUUGGAGCAAGGCCCUAAAAAAACAGAGCUGCGCAUUGGGAAAGCGACGCCAGCCACCCACGGGAAGUUUGCACCAUCACUGGUGAGGCCUCCACCCCCUCUGCUGACCUCUGAUACAGCUCCCAUGUUCAUGACUGAGCUCCAAAACCAAGAGGUACAGGACGGCUACCCAGUCAGCUUUGACUGCUUCGUGGUUGGCAAACCUCUCCCCACGGUUCGCUGGUUCAAGGAUGGAAAAGCCAUUGAAGAAAAUGAUCAUUACAUGAUCAAUGAGGACCAGGAAGGCUGCCACCAGCUGAUCAUCACAGCUGUGGUCCCCACUGACAUGGGUGUUUACCGCUGCCUCGCUGAAAACAGCAUGGGAGUCGCUUCAACCAAGGCUGAGCUACGAGUGGACUUGACCAGCACUGACUAUGAGACAGCAGCAGAUGCAACAGAGACAUCUUCUUACUACAGUGCCAAAGGAUAUAUUUCAAGCCGAGAACAGGAGGAAUCUGCCUUUGAGGAGGAGCAAUUGCCCCAGAUAUUUGAUGAGCUUCAUGACAUUCAUGUGGCACCUGGAGCAUCUCUGGCUAAAUUUCACCUCAAAGUGAAAGGGUACCCACAGCCUCGUCUCUAUUGGUUCAAGAAUGGGCAGCCCUUGAAGCCCUCAGAUCGCAUCCUGAAGACUGACAAACGAGAGUUCCACUCCCUGGAGAUCCGUGACGUCACGAAGGCAGAUGCUGGCCAGUACUCAACCUUUGUCAUCAACAAUGCUGGUUCUGCAUACUCAUCAGCCAGACUGGUAGUCAAAGAUCCUCAUGAGAAAGAAGAGCCUUCAGACACAGAUUCCCGUGAGCAGCUAAUUCCACCAAGGUUCUUAGAAAGAUUUACUAACAAAAAGGUGAAAAAAGGUGCCAGCAUCACAUUAUCUGUAAAAGUGGAAGGACAUCCACCACCAGAAAUUACUUGGCUGAAAGAAGAGUCUCGAGAAGGCAUCCUGUGGAUCAAACCAGAAACUCCUGGGUAUAAACUUGCCAGUUCAAAUAUGCAUCACAGUCUGAUCCUGCUGGAUGUUAAAAAGAAGUACAGUGGAGCUUACACCUGCAUUGCCACCAACAAGGCUGGCCAGUCCAUCUGCACUGCCACCCUGGAGGUUGCUGAUGUGAAAGAGGCUGCAGUUCUGACCCAGGAGCGUGUGAUGGUGUCAGAAGCCAUCAUGACCACACUGGGGUAAGUGCACCCUGCAGAAGUUCCCACGGGAGACCUUGAAGCUGGUGUACCCAAAACCCCUAUUUCAUUAGCUGAUGUAGGCUCAGAGGAGUUCUUCCAGAAGCUCACCUCUCGUAUCUCAGAAAUGGUAUCUGCAAAAAUAAGUCAGGCUACACUUCGAGUGCCAGGUGCAGAGAGUGAUGAUGAAUCAAAAACUCCCUCUGCAUCUCCUCGCCAUGGACGAUCCAGACCUUCAUCCAUUGCUCAGGAGUCCUCCUCUGAAUCUGAAGAUGGGGAUUCCAGAGGAGAGAUCUUUGAUGUCUACAUGGUCACAGCUGACUACGUGCCUGCUGCUCCUGACAAGGAGGCCAUUGCUUUGAAGGAAGGGCAAUAUGUGGAAGUUCUUGACUCAGCUCAUCCUCUGAAGUGGCUGGUCAGGACCAAACCCACAAAAUCCAGCCCCUCUCGACAGGGCUGGGUAUCUCCAGCUUAUCUGGAUAAGAAAUUAAAGUUGUCACCAGAGUGGGGAACAAUAGAAGCUCCUGAGUUCCCUGGAGAGUUUGUUUCUGAGGAUGAGUAUAAAAGGAAGCUAAGUGUUCUUAUUCAAGAGCUGUUGAUCUCAGAAGAGGAUUACAUUCAAGAUCUACUGUUCCUCCAGAAUCAUCACCUGAAGUUCACUGAGACCUGUCCCAACGUACCAGGAGCUGUUGCCAGCCAGAAAUCCACCAUCUUCAGAAAUGUUGAUGACAUUGCUUGCUUCCAUUCCAGUGUCUUCCUCCGAGGCUUGCAGAAAUGUGACACUGAUGAUGAUGUGGCCAUGUGCUUUAUCAAGCAUGAAGCAGAGUUUAAUAAGUACAUCCAGUACCUGGUGGGAAGGGUGCAGGCUGAGUCAAUUGUUGUCAGCAAAGCAGUCCAGGAUUUCUACAAGAGAUACACAGAUGAGUUUUUAAGUAGUGAAGAUCCUUCACAGCCACUUAUCCCACCACUGCAGCACUACCUGGAAAAACCCAUAAACAGGAUCCAGCAGUACCAGACUAUCAUCAAGGAAUUGAUCAGAAACAAAGCAAGAAAUAGCCAAAACUGCACUUUGCUGGAGCAGGCUUAUGCCAUUGUGUCUGCACUCACCCGAAGAGCAGAAAACAACCUUCAUGUCUCACUCAUUGAGAACUACCCAGGGACCCUGGAGAGCCUUGGUGAACCCAUCCGACAGGGCCACUUCAUUGUGUGGGAAGGAGCUCCAGGAGCUAGAAUGGCAUGGAAAGGACACAAAAGACAUGUCUUCCUCUUCAAAAAUUAUAUUGUGAUCUGCAAACCAAAGAGAGACACAAAGACAGACACCUACAGUUACAUCUUCAAGAACAUCAUGAAGCUGAACAACAUAGAUGUGAACGAGCUGGUGGAAGGGGACGACCGAGCCUUUGAGAUCUGGCACGAGAGGGAAGACCUGGUCCGCAAGUACCUCCUGCAGGCACGCACGGUCAACAUCAAGAACUCCUGGGUGAAGGACAUCUGUGGCAUACAGCAGCGCAUCACUGAGCCCCUCUGGAUACCUCCAGACUUUGAGGAAGAACUGGCAGACUGCACGGCUGAGCUGGGAGAGACAGUCAAGCUGGCUUGCAAAGUCACAGGAGCUCCCAAGCCAUCUGUCAGCUGGUACAAAGAUGGAAAGCCUGUGGAGGUGGAUCCCCAUCACAUUAUAAUAGAAGAUCCAGAUGGCUCCUGCACAUUGAUCUUGGACAACCUAACAGGCAUUGACUCAGGACAGUACAUGUGCUUUGCUUGCAGUCCUGCUGGAAAUGCCAGUACCUUAGGAAAGAUCCUUGUUCAAGUGCCACCAAGGUUUGUGAACAAGGUUAGAAAUGCUUAUUUUGUGGAGGGUGAAGAUGCUCAGUUUACCUGCACUAUUGAAGGAGCACCAAGGCCUCAGAUCAGAUGGUACAAAGAUGGUGUACUCUUGACAGACACCAGUAAAUACCAGACUUUCAGUGAACCACGGAGUGGCAUAAUAGUCCUGGUGGUCAAGAACCCUUCCAAUGAAGACAUGGGACACUAUGAAUGUGAGCUGAUGAACAGAUUAGGGGCUGCAAAAUGUGGAGCAGAACUUUAUCACCACACUGCUGCAGCCCUGACCCAAGAGAGGAGAGGAGACCAAGCCAUUACAAUUGAAGGAAUGAGUCCCUCACAGUCAGAGAUGGAGACUUCUGUCCAGGCCUCGCUUCAGCGUGCUGAUAAGGAGAUCAAGACAGCUCUAAGGAAGCUUCUGGACUCAGCAUCACUGCUGGUGACUCUUCCCCCAGGCAUGCAAGGAGGAGAUGAUGGCCUUGGCCUCCCUGGGUCCAUUCCUUCAGACCACUCAGAAAGAGCAGCCAGGUCCUCUGUGCUAGUUCAUGAAGCCAGUACCCAAACCCAGACUGCUGGAGGGCAUGACAAGGCACAAAGGCAGAUUCCAGAUGAAGAACCAAGUGUGCCAAGAGCCAGCCCCAGUCUUUCCCAUGAAGAAAGAGCAGCUGGAGAUGGAAGCACUCCAGAGCACACUGUUCCUACUACCAGGACAUCACCAGCCUCAGGGGCAGGAGACUGGUACAGAAGAGAAGGAGAUGUGGUCUGGGAUGUACACAGUGAAGUUUAUAUUGAGACUACAGAAAGAACUCGUGUGUAUAAGACUGAAGAGAAGACCCCAACAAGUCCCCCCUACAUGCAAGUGACGAUAGAGGACGUGCAGGUGAAUUCUGGGGAGUGUGCCAAGUUUCAGGCAGUCAUUGAAGGAACCCCUCAGCCAACUGUUUUGUGGUUUAAGGGCACUUCAUUGCUGACAGACAGCAACAGGGUCCAUCAAGGGAAGGAAGGAACAACAUAUUUCUUAGCUGUGGACAAUGCUGUCUCAGAAGAUGGUGGUGUCUAUACCUGUGUUGCCAAAAAUGCAGGAGGGGAGGUUUUGUGCAAAGCAGAGCUCGUUGUGCAUGAAGCCAAGAAAGACCAAGAGGCAAAGAAAGUGGCCACCAGGAGAAAGCUUCAUUCCCUGUAUGAGGUUAAGCAGGAAAUUGGAAGGGGCUGCUUCAGCUUUGUGAAACGAGUUGUACACAAAGGGAACCGAGUGUCUUGUGCUGCCAAAUUCAUUCCUCUACGGAGCAAAACAAAGGCUCGAGCACAUCAGGAGAGAGACAUUCUUGCCUCCCUGUCCCACGACAGAAUCACCAGGCUCUUGGACCACUUUGAAACAAGGAAAACACUCAUUUUGAUUCUGGAGUUGUGCUCCAACGAAGAGCUCCUGGACCGCUUGUUCAAGAGGAGUGUGGUGACUGAAGCGGAGGUCAAGUUGUAUAUCAAGCAGAUAUUGGAAGGGAUCAAAUAUCUUCAUGACAACAACAUCCUUCAUUUGGAUAUUAAGCCACUGAAUAUCCUCAUGGUUUAUCCUGAAAGGGAAGAUCUUAAGCUCUGUGACUUUGGAUUUGCUCAGAAGAUCACCCCCUUUGAGCCUCAGUACAGCAAAUAUGGGUCUCCAGAGUUUGUUGCCCCGGAAAUUGUUUCUCUGUCACCAGUGUCAAAAGCCACUGAUAUCUGGGCUGUUGGAGUCAUCACAUAUUUAAGCCUCACCUGCAAGUCUCCAUUUGCUGGGGAGAAUGACAGAGGAACCCUUCUCAAUAUCCAGAAGGGGGAAAUUUCCUGGACCAUUCCUGAUGUUGUUCACUUGAGUGCAGAUGCAAAGGACUUCAUGCAAGGGAUCCUACAGCAGAACCCCAAAGACAGGCCCAGUGCUUUGGAUUGUCUGUCCCACAAGUGGUUCAUGCAUAAUGUCCCCCUUGAAGCAGCUCAUUUCAUUAAUACCAAGCAGCUCAAAUUCAUUGUGGCUCGGAGCAAGUGGCAGCGCUCUCUGAUGUGCUACAAAUCCAUCCUGGUGAUGAGGUCUAUCCCAGAAAUCCUAGAAAGGACUCAUGACAACACCUCUCUGGCCAUCUCCCGCCACCUCAUUGAAGAGAGCACUUCCUCCAGCACCAGUGGCUCCUCUUCAGACAAUGAGAACUCUCACUUCCCCACGAAGAGGCACUUUGGCUCCACACCUGAACUGCAUUUGUCUGUAUUUGAUGCACCAAGCCAUCAGAAGCCUCCGAAACAUGCAAGUGAAGAGAAGCCCUCCAAAAUCCCAGUCCCUCCAGUAAAACCCAUGAGGAGGAAGUAUGCUGCAGUGAAAGCUGAGGGGGGGGACAAAUCACCUACAGAAACCAAAGAGCUCAUGGAAAGAAUCUUAAAGGAGAAGGAGGAGGAACUCCAUCCCAGAGCUAGAGAUGAAAGAGCAGAGCAGUCCCAAAGAAGCAGUGCUGCUGAGCCUUCCACAGAGAGCACAUCACACCUGUGCCAGGAAGGAAAACCAGGCACAGCUGUGUCUGACAAGGACAGAACUGAGAUGUCUGGGGAUGGGACAGAAAAGCCACCUGUCUUUGUCCCUAGACAGAGUGUCAUUAAAAGCACUUUCUACAGCCAAGCAGCUGAGAUCCCUGCAAAAGGCCCUUCCUCACCAGGCAGGGAGUUCAGAAGGCACUUGGACAGAGCCAGAAGGACCUUCCGGAAAGCUGGAUAUUCAAAGGUGCCUCUCAGUGGUCUCCGUGAGCCCCUCCUGGAGCAGUUUGAACUGGAAGAAGAAGAAGAAGGAAAGUCUGGUGAUGAUCACAGGGAAGCUCUGCUUGGUUCCUUGACCAAAUCAGCUUCAUUUGACACUGCAAGGAAACCACCACACCCUGCCAUCACUGGUGCCACCCGGAGCCGUUCCCUGGAUGACUACAGGCUGAGAGCCUCAAGGUCGUUGAUGGAACAAGACAUUUUGGAAGAAGACUCUGAUAUUUUGUCACAGGAAAGCUGCCCUGAAGGCAGUGAGCACUGUGACAGCUCUGCAGGGCCUGGCAAGGGAUGUUCUGUAGACACUUCAAAGCAGGAGGACUUUAGGAAAGUCAGCAAGGAUUGUUCAGAAGAGCAGUGCUCUCCUUCCACACAGUGUGGGGGUAAUGGGUGCCCAGCUGCUCUUGUGCAGCAUCUAGAGAGAAUUCCAGUGUCACCUCACAGGAGUGAGAACAGGAAACCUUUACUGAAGAAGUCAAAAGCUACUUACAUUGAGGACGAAGCUGAAGAUGUGGAUGGCAAAAGCCCCAUUCCAACUGCCCAGUGCUCAGAUGUGACUGCAUCAUCACCUCAAAAACCUGCAAGCAUGGAGGGUCAAUGGUCUCCUGGCAGUGCCUCUGACACUGCUUCUCAGGAAGGCAAACAUUCCAUUCCAGCUUCCACACAGCCACAGACCACCUCCAAGUCAGCCCCUGCAAGUAAGGGAGGUGUGUGUCUGCCCCAGGAGUCUGCUCACAGCACUGACACCCAGCCAGAUCUAAAAGGUGGAAACUUACUGAUCAAAAGACCAGCCCCAGUUCCACCUUGGAAAGACAAAAGGCAGAAACAUUCACAUGAGAAAACUUCUGCUCAAAGGGCUGCCAAAUCAGACCUCAUGGAGCAUGGAAGCUCUAUUUUAAGAGGUCCCCAAACAGAAACUGAUUCACUUCCCCCAUGCACAGAUAAAAGUCAGGAACUUCCUGGUCAAAGUGCUCCAGCAACUGCUGUCUCAGUGGGCAAACAGCCAGUUACUCUAACUUCUCUGCAUACAGCUGAUGAAGAUGCUCAGCAGAAGAUGAAGACCUACAAAGAGGUGAGAUCUGCUCUCCUAGAGGAUGGAGGACCGAGCGCUACAGGAAUUGCUCCAUCAUCAGCUCAUGUUGGUGGAAGCCAAGCACAGAAGGCGGCUUCUGUUCACACAGACACAGCAUCAGCCACCCCAAAGGGAGAGCAUCUCAUUGUUCCACAAGCCCCACCACCAAGAUCCAUGCUGACUUUGGUCUCUGCUGGAGCACAGCAGGCUGGAAGGGAGCAGCCAGCUCACAGCAAGGAGAGGCUUGCUGCUCUGAGCAGUAGAAGCUCGGCUGUCACACAGGUUGUUCCCAGUCUGGCCCAGGAGGCUGAAAUCAAGGCAGCUGAGCCCCAGAAGGUGUCUAAAGGCAGUGGUAGGGAUUCUUCUGCUGAUCUGGAGGGCAAGCCUCCAGGUGUCCUAACUGCUUCACAAGAAAAAGGUUCUCCAGCUUCCAUGUAUGAGCUAGAGCAAGAGGAAUGUGCUGAGGUUUAUGGUGGGGGAAGAGAAGUUGCCUUAGAAAGAGGGAGCUGUGCUGCUGGAGAAACUGUCUCACCCCCACUGCGCAGGGCUCGACGACAGGAGGUCUCACAGCACAGGUCUUCUUUUUACAGUGAUGAGGAGUCUGCUGUGCUGGAGGGCUUAGUGGAUGAGAUGGUUUCUCUCUCUGAAGAGAUGAAUGUCUGGGCAGAGUCAGUUUCUGGUGAGGAGGGAUGCAGAAAGCACAUCUCUCCUCCCACAGAGGUGUUCUACAAAGGCCCAGGUAGCCAAGAAUCCAUGGGCACCUCGUUCCCUUCUAUACAAGGAGGCAAAAGAGGAGAAGUCUCUGAGCUGGAUGACCUUGCAGAACCCCACCUUGUUGUGAGUGAGGAGUCAGGGGUAGUGGAAGGGCAGAUGGCUCCUCAGGAAUGUGAGCAUCUGGAAGACUUAGCGUUUGAGAGCUGUGUUUCAAGUAUUUCCUCCACUGAGAGCUUGGACACUGGGAAAAGAGCCAGCCAGAGGUCAGUGGGCAAGGACACUGGCAAACACCCAGAGGUUUCUUUGGUGAAAAUCAAAGACCUGUCAGAUGAAACUCCCAGCCCUGGCAGUGGAACUCCCAAAUUUGACAUCUCAGAGGUGGAGCCUGCCUACAUGAACUUCUCUGACUUGUAUGACAUUGUCUACUUCCCCUUCGAAUUUAUGAGCUACAGGAAGCCUCAACCCAAACCAACUGGGAGAAGGUUUGUACCUUUCAGUGAAAGGGCAAGGUCACCUCCUGCAGGACAUCUGCACAAGGAUAAAAGGCUGUGCAUCAGAGAAGAGGCAGGAGACAAGAACAGGAAGAACCAGUUGGAAAUAUCUGAGGAUUCAAAAGCAGCUAACUUAUUGGCCACGGGGAGAGGGUCAGAGGGUCACAGAGCAAUGUAUGGCCCCCAAAAGGACUCCAGUGGGAAGCAGAAAAGCUCCAUCCACAAGCCAGGACUCUUUAAGCCAUAUGCAAGGUCUAACUCAAUGGAGCAGUCAGUGGAGCAGAGUCUGAAGAAAAAAGUAAAAGCUUCUGUUGCCCAUAUUUCAAGAAUCCUGAAAGGAAAGAUCUCUCCUGAGCCAGAGGCAGAGGAAGAGUUUGGUGAGCUGGGAAGUGACACGACAGAAAAGGAGCUGUUAAUAGGGGCUGAAGGGUCUCUGAAGAAGAAAUCAGCCCUCUCUUCCUUCAAGUUACCAAGCCUCAUCCCAAAGGAGAAAGCACCUUCAUUCGUUGAGGAGCUCAUUGACCAGGCUGCUACUGUGGGACAGUGCGUGACGCUGUCGUGCCGGACUGCAGCUCACUCCUCCCUGCACGUUGACUGGUUCAGAGAUGGGAUCCCUGUCCAGAGCAGCAGCCGGAUCCUCAUCUCGGCCACGCUCAAGAACUUUCAGCUGUUAACUAUUCUCUCUGUUACUGCUGAUGACUUUGGCAUCUACACUUGUGUGGCCACAAACUCCCUGGGCUCAGCAUCCACCUCUUGCAUCAUAAGAAAAGCAGAGGUUCCUCCCAGCCCUCCACCCCCUGACAUUGUGGAUGUCUAUGAGGAUGGAGUACAACUGGUCUGGAAACCUGUGGAAACCAACAUUCCCAUCCAUUACACUGUCCAGUGCAAGAGUGAAGAUGGGGAGUGGAGCACUCUUGCUUCUGACAUUGCUGACUGCUGCUACUAUGCCAAAAACCUCUCCAAGGGGUUUGUCUACUGCUUCAGGAUAGCCUGCACCAGCAAAGCAGGAAUGGGCCCUUACAGCCACCCAUCUGCCACAGUGAAAAUCACUGGGAAGGAUCAAAUGGAGCUUACUGCUGCAAUACAGAGCUCUCCAUCAGCUGCUGCUGAAGAAGACAGCGAAGUAAUUGCCCCAUCUGAGCCUUUCCCAACCUACCAGACCUAUGCCUUCCAAACAGAGAUCAAAAGGGGACGUUUCAGCAUUGUCCGACAGUGCAGGGAAAAAGUAAGCGGCAAGGCUUUGGCUGCUAAAAUUAUCCCUUACUGGCAAGAGGACAAGCAGACCGUGCUCCUGGAGUACCAAGUCCUGAGGAAGCUUCACCACACAAACAUAGCUCAGCUGAAGGGAGCCUACAUCAGCCCACGGCACUUAGUGCUGAUCCAGGAGAUGUGUGUGGGACCGGAGCUGCUCCACUCCUUGGCAUGCCGGACAUCGUAUUCAGAAGUGGAAGUCCGAGAUUACCUGUGGCAGAUCCUCAGUGCCAUUGAGUACCUCCAUGCACACAACAUCCUGCACUUGGAUCUCAGGUCUGAAAACAUGAUCAUCACUGAGCCCAACCUGCUGAAACUCCUGGAUUUUGGCAAUGCACAGUUCUACACACAAGACAAAGUCAUUACCAUGGACAAGUGCAUGGACUAUGUUGAAACCAUGGCUCCAGAACUGCUGACAGAGCAAGGAGCCCUCCCACAGACUGAUAUCUGGUCUGUUGGAAUCACAGCCUUCAUCAUGUUGAGUGCCAACUACCCUGUCAGCUCAGAGGUACCCUGUGAGUUCCUGAGGACGGCCAGGAAGGGCAAAGUGAAGCUCACGCGGUGCUACGCAGGUCUGUCUGGGGGAGCAGUGUCCUUCCUGCAGAGCACACUGUGUGCUAACCCCUGGGGAAGGCCAUCAGCCUCAGAGUGCCUUCAGAGCCCAUGGCUCCAGGAGACAGGCUUGGACAAUAGGCAGCAAGCACUGGUCACCUUCCCUACCACAAAACUAAGGAAUUUCCUCACUGACCGGGAAAAGAAAAGGGGCCUGCUGUGCUCCAAGUACGGCCUCAUGGUUGCACAGUGA